Molecule: messenger RNA, 561 nt
Organism: Caenorhabditis briggsae
Lineage: Eukaryota; Metazoa; Nematoda; Chromadorea; Rhabditida; Rhabditidae
Exons: 4
Coding region: 1-561 (186 amino acids)
Source: RefSeq, a predicted model, not a curated record
AUGUUUCGAUUUGUUGUUAUUACCCUUGCACUGAUCAUCUCUGGAACUUUCGCCAUACAAUGUCAUACGGGUCUCAAAUUCAUCAAAGGAACAUCAGUUGGAACUGCUACUAUAAACUGUGACAAUUCUGCUGCCUAUUGCUAUAAUAUGACUGCAUCAGCAGCUGCUUUGAUUGAAGUCACAAAGGCUGGAUGUAGUAUGUGGAGAUGUAUGUUUGCCCAAAACAAAUGUAUCGGAACGACAUUCCAAAACAUUCCAAUAUCAUUGUGCUGCUGUAAUACCCCAUUAUGCAAUGCUGGAGGAGAAGGCGCUAUUCAAUCCGAAAACUCGGGAGGAUGGAAUGCUGAACCAGAGCAUGAAUCUGUGAAUUUGAACAAAGAAGAAGCCCAACGUCGGUUCGAUUCUGCCGAGUUGGAUGAGGAGAAUCCACAUGGAAGUUCUUCUUCAAGAGCCGCCCGUUUCAUAACUUCGGAAACCACGAAUCCAACAACAGAGCCAGUCGUGAAGACAGUAAAUGAAACAUCUGAAUUGGGAGAAGAAGUUGAUAUUCCAUUGGCCUAA